Messenger RNA from Bemisia tabaci, 950 nucleotides. Its product is annotated as UPAR/Ly6 domain-containing protein bou. NCBI's taxonomy places the organism in Eukaryota, Metazoa, Arthropoda, Insecta, Hemiptera, Aleyrodidae. Gene Ontology annotation, biological process: positive regulation of voltage-gated potassium channel activity; regulation of synaptic transmission, cholinergic; sleep. The record is from RefSeq and is a predicted model, not a curated record.
ACAAACAAGAUUCCUAACCUAAAAGUCAAAGGAUUAAGUGAAACCACCGUUUGACCGACUUCUUUUUACUAUUUUUAUUAAUUAACGAUAAGUGUCGUAAUUUAUUUGAGUGAAAUGAAGCUGCAUUUGCUUGUCCUAUCUUUAACUGUGUAUAUCCGCGUCGGUCAUUGUAUUGACUGUUACCAAUGCAGAAGCACUGACCUAACACAUUCUCUUAUUUCAGGUCAUUGUAUUGACUGUUACCAAUGCAGAAGCACUGACCUAACGAAUCCUUAUCAGUGCAAUGAAUUUAUUGACGAGGAUGAUAUCAACAUCAAAGCAGAGCCAUGCUCCAGUGUAUACAAAGCUGCCUACUGUAUCAAGCACACAGGCCGUUUUGAAGGUGGCCUGGGGACAAAGCGGUUUUGUUCAGCCUUGGACCUUGGCAAUUAUUGCAAUUAUAUUCAGCAACCUGGAGAUAAGCUGGAAUAUCGCUCUUGUGUCUACACUUGUAGUUCGGAUGGAUGCAACUCGUCAGUUCUAAUCAAACCAGUUUUUACUUCUUUAUUAUUAAGCUUUAUGAUACUUUUUUUUAUCUCAAGAUAACUGUUUUCUAAUUUAAAAAAUCAUCUCUCAUAAAAAAAGAAUUUUCCUUUUUUCAAGGGAUUGAGUGGAUGUCACCAAACAUCCUUGUGAGGAUGUUUUCAUCUUGGUCUCUACGUGGUUUCCGAUGAGUCAUCCUCUGAAACUUUGACUGCAUAUUAUGUUCAUUGCCAAAUCUUCACCAGUUCGUUGCUCGACACAGGAGAUCCACUUUUCUCUAAUCUCUUUUUAAUAUUCUCGAAUCGUUUACAAAAACCACAUUUUGGAUUUGUUUAAAGCGAAAGCAAUUUAUCAAUGGACCCUGAGGACUGCUCAUACCUCUGUUCUCGGUUUUUCCUGAAGGGGAGAAAAAUGACCUGUGUUCCCUU